Girardinichthys multiradiatus is the source of this 7774-nucleotide messenger RNA. It is a transcript of the gene astn1, whose product is annotated as astrotactin 1. Gene Ontology annotation, molecular function: protein binding. Gene Ontology annotation, biological process: neuron migration; neuron cell-cell adhesion. The record is from RefSeq and is a predicted model, not a curated record. Lineage: Eukaryota; Metazoa; Chordata; Actinopteri; Cyprinodontiformes; Goodeidae. The transcript is spliced from 24 exons. Bases 1160 to 5077 code for a protein of 1305 amino acids.
AAAUCAAAAACAGUUCAUCAGAUCUCAAUGUAAUUAAUCAAACAUGUAUGGGGUGUGCUAAAGAAAUAAGCAUUAUCCAAGUAGGUUCCUUCUCACAACUAUGAUCCAUGGCUAACAUCUUGGUGUGGGAUGCUGCAGUCUACACAGGUCUAGUGGGGUUCAUGCUACUGGAGUUAAAUUGUAAUUCCAAACAAAUCUUUCACAUUGCAUGUAAUUUCUUCUUUUUUUGUUUUGUUUUUGUUUUAGAAAGUGGUAAGGUCUCAGGUGCUUUAAUUACACUUUAUCUUGUUUAUGUUCCCAGAGAAAUUAAAAAGCCAUACCUCAAUGACCCAUGUUAAAUAAUUAUUUUUGUUAUAUUGUUGCUGUACAUAUGUUUGCAUUUUUAAAAAAUGUAUGGACUUGACUGACAUGUUCCCUCUGGUCUUACUUUCUUUGAUAAAGCCAAUUUAUUCAAUAGUUUAUCUACACUGAAUUUUAUUUUCUUAUAGAAGUGAGAGGGAGAAUGACAGAUGACUGUUGAGCUUCAGAUGAAACAAUCAAACUGUAUUUCUGAGCACAAUGUGUAGUGUUCUCAUGUCACAACAACAGCAUAGCCUUUCCAGGGAAAAUUAGGGAUAUUGCAGCAGAGUACAAGGAGUUUUAGCAGUCAGUUUGUGCAUCAGCACUAUCAAUUAGGAAAUUAAGCAUACACCAGUCUAGUAGCAGCCCAAUAAAAUGGGUCAGGCAAACUGCUAAAGAUGCCAGUGAUGUCCCUUGGAUAUGAUAUGCAUAUUUGCAUGAGAGGGCAAAUGUACAAUUAGAUUAAAAAUGGUGAUGCUUUUGUUGAUGGUGCCUGAAGGGCACUUUGGAUGCACUCGCUGUUAGUAAUCCAUGCUCAGCCACAGAGUUAUUUAGACAGUUUAUCGAUCAAUUACAAUAAGGGGGUCAACAGCAUUAAAACACAGUAAAACCGCCACACAGUCAAUGCCCAGCAAUGUAUCAACAAAACCCAUGUGACUGAUCAGAAACAAGAAACAGGAGGCGUUUGUUUCCCACACUGAGAGAGCCCGCCGGUGUACCACACUCAGCAGAUCCCUCUCAAGCGCUACGCCGGGAGACUCAAGCAGCCUGCAAGAGAAACAGCGAGGAGGGUGAGAGAGGAAAAAAAGGAGCGACGGAGAUGGCGAGUCUAAACAUGGAGCCGACACCGCUGCUGCUGCGGCUGCUGUGGCUGCUGUGGCUCCUAACCGCACAAACCACCACGGUCCGGGGUCUGAACGGCGACGAUGACCAGAGCCAGGACACCGAGUGCAAGAUGAAGAGCGUCACCGUGUCAGCGCUGCCGUUUCUGAGGGAGAACGACCUGAGCAUCAUGCACAGCCCGUCGGCCUCCGAGCCCAAGCUGCUAUUCUCCGUCAGGAACGAUUUUCCAGGGGACAUGGUGGUGGUGGACGACCUGGAAAACACCGAGCUCCCAUUCUUCGUCCUGGAGAUAUCUGGGAACUCCGAGGACAUCCCUCUGGUACGGUGGCGGCAGCAGUGGCUGGAGAACGGCACACUUCUUUUCCACAUCCACCAUCAGGACGGCAGUGUGAGCCUACCUGAACCAACUGAAGACCCAGCCAAUGAUUCCACGAAGGAAGAGCUGCGCAUACUCCACAUCUCUGUUAUGGGUGGAAUGAUUGCCCUUCUGCUGUCCGUCCUGUGCCUCGUCCUCAUCCUGUACACUCGCAGGCGCUGGUGUAAGAGACGUCGCAUUCCUCAGCCCCAAAAGAGUGCCAGCGCUGAGGCGGCUAAUGAGAUACACUACAUCCCAUCAGUGCUGAUGGGAGGCCAGGCACGGGAAAGCCUAAGGAACUCCAGGGGUCAGGGGCCAAACUCUGGUGGCACCCUCAGCAUCCGGGAGACACCGAUUUUGGACGGGUAUGAGUACGACAUUACAGACCUGCGUCACCAUUUGCAGCGAGAGUGCAUGAACGGCGGGGAGGAAUUCGCCAGUCAAGUCACCCGUACCUUGGACUCCCUUCAGGGCUGCAAUGACAAGAAUAAUAUGGACCUCACACCAGUGAAUGACAACACCAAAUUGGCCCUGAUGAACAAAUACAAGGAUAACAUCAUUGCCACGAGCCCGCUGGACAGCAAUCAUCAGCAAAACACCCUGCUACCACACAACACGUCUACCAGCCAACGCAAGCGCCUCUCCAGCAACACCCGAGCGGGUUCAACUUUCUUGAACCCAGACGGGGACUCUGGGACGGAGGCAGACAGCGAGCCUCAGAUGGCCUUUUACACUGACCCAAACCGCAGUCGGCGCCGGAGUCGAGCAGGUUCCCCGCGGAGUCCCAUCAAUAAGACCACCCUGACUCUGAUCAGUGUCAUCAGCUGCGUGAUCGGCCUGGUUUACUCCUCUCACCUCGCCUGCAGCCUCUCAGUCCGAGUAAUCUUACAUGUGCCGGAGCACCUCAUAGCUGACGGAUCAAGGUUCAUUCUGCUCCAGGGGAGCCAGUUGGAUGCUUCAGAUUGGCUCAACCCAGCCCAGAUCUUGUUAUACUACCAGCAGAAUGCCAGUGGACCUUGGAUCAAUGAGCUGUGCGGACGACGCCUACUGGAUCCUUGCGAACACCAGUGUGACCCAGAGACAGGGGAAUGCCUUUGCCUUGACGGCUACAUGAAGGACCCAGUCCACAAACAUCUUUGCAUCCGCAGUGAGUGGGGGCCCAAUCAGGGUCCUUGGCCUUACACCAUCUUCCAGCGUGGUUUUGAUCUUGUGAUGGGCGAACAACCAUCUGAUCGCAUUUUCAGAUUUACAUACACCCUUGGGGAAGGAAUGUGGCUUCCUCUGAGCAAAAGCUUUGUCAUCCCUCCUGCUGAGCUCGCCAUCAACCCAUCAGCUAAAUGCAAGACAGACAUGACAGUAAUGGAGGAUGCAGUAGAUGUAAGAGAGGAGCUGAUGAUCAGUUCUUCCUUUGACUCUUUGGAGGUUCUUCUGGACUCUUUCGGACCUGUCAGAGAUUGUACCAAAGAUAACGGUGGCUGCAGCCGCAACUUCCGCUGCAUAUCCGACCGAAAGCUCGAUUCCACCGGCUGUGUGUGCCCUCCAGGGCUGAGUCCAAUGAAGGAUGGGACCGGAUGCUAUGACCACCACAUUGGCAUCGACUGCUCUGACGGCUUCAACGGUGGAUGCGAGCAGCUGUGCCUCCAACAGCUGGCACCUCUAGAGGAUGACCCAACACUCUACAAUAUCCAGAUGUUCUGCGGGUGCAUUGAGGACUAUAAGCGUGGUCCUGAUGGGAGGUCAUGCUUGCCUCUGUCUGAAGCCUGCACUGAAGGUGUGGACUGUGGUGAAGCAACAGACAUCCCUGCCAAUCAGACCAUCUUUGGAGACCUCUUCUAUGGCUAUAACAACCACUCCCAGGAAAGCACUUCUGGUCAAAUACUGAAGGCCACGUUCAGGCAAAAGAACUUUGCCCGAGGCAUUGAGCAGCAUCUCCCAGAUGGCAUGGUGGUGGCAUCGGUGCCAACAGAGGUUCAGUGCCACGAGGAGCUGUCAGACCCUGUGCCUGACCCAGAAUACCUCACGGGUAUGGUGAACUACAGUGAGGUGUCUGGUUAUCCCCUUGUCCAGCAUUGGAGUCUACGUUCUGUGUUGUACCAUGUCAAACUCAACCAGUGGGUCCUGUCUCAAGCUUUCAGCUCCGCCAUCCAUUCUCUAGACGGGGCAACACAGCGGAGCGAUUUCGUCUCUAUCCUGAGGGAGUUUGGGAACCACUACGUGCAGGAGGCUGUUUAUGGCUUCCAGGAGUCCUGUACCAUCUGGUACCCCAACAAACAAGUCCAGAGACAGCUGUGGCUGGAGUACCAGGACAUCAGCAAAGGUAACUCCCCUUCAGAGGAGUCCGAGGAGCGAGACAAGGAGCCCAGGACGUUGACUUACCCCGCGUACAUUGCAAGCCUUCUAGACACGGGCACUAAACGCAUGGCGGCUGGCGUCAGGAUGGAGUGUAACAGCCAGGGCCAGUGCCCGCGCUCCUGUCACCUCUGCCACAUGAGUCCCAGGGCGGCACAGGGGCGGCAGCAGUCUGAACCUGUCCUCCUGAAGAUCACCAAAGCUGCACCCAUCUACGAAUUAGUGUCCAACAAUGAGACCUAUCAGUCUCUUCAGGAGGCGAUGAUGAGCAUGCUGUGGUGCUCAGGCAAAGGCGACGUAAUUGAUGACUGGUGUCGAUGUGAUUCCAGCGCGUUUGGCGCUGACGGACUUCCCACCUGCGCCCCGCUUCCUCAACCCAUGUUGAAGCUGUCUUAUACCUAUGAGCCCAGCAGCUCAUUGGUCAUCAUGGAGUGGAACCACACAGAGCCACCAAUCGGCGUACAAAUUGUUGAUUACCUCAUCAGCCAGGAGAAGGUGACAGAGAGGAUGGACCACUCUAAACUUGAGACAGAAACCCUCUUAAGCUUUGUGGAUGACAUCCUGUCUGGGGCCAGGUCUCCAUGUGUGAUGCUAGGGGACAUCCCAAACCUGCUUUCUUCCUCCAUCAGUCUUAUAAUUCGCUGCCUGGAGCCCGACACCACAUACAUGUUCCGUCUGUGGGCUGUAGACAAUACAGGACGUCGUUCCAGUCCAAGUGAGGUCACUAUCAAAACCCCUUGUCCAACUGUGGAUGAUGUCAAAGCACAGGAAAUUGCUGAUAAGAUCUACAAUCUGUUCAAUGGCUACACAAGUGGGAAAGAACAGCAGACUGCCUACAACACUCUCAUGGACCUGGGCGCUCCCACACUGCACCGUGUGCUUUACCACUACAACCAGCGCUAUGAGAGCUUCGGAGAAUUCACCUGGAGGUGUGAGGAUGAGCUUGGACCUAGAAAAGCAGGCCUCAUCCUCUCCCAGCUUGACGGGCUCUCUCUGUGGUGUAAAGGUCUCCUGCAGGAGCCGAAGAUCGGUCUUCGCAGGAUGUCCCUCAAGUUCCUGUCCUGCCGUUACACCGACACCAAAGCAUUUGGGCUCAGCUGGUCAGAGAUGGGCCAGGACGUGCACAAGGCCUGUGACGAGCAGACACUCACUGUUAUGUAUAAUGAUUACGGUGAGCCCAAGGAGCUCUAGAGGUUUGAGUUUCAGUUUGGAUCAGCACAGUUUCCCACUACCCAGAAAACACAAGUUUUACAUAGCUGGCCAUGCAGCUGUGAAUCAAGUCUUAUUCCUAAAUGCUACACAUUAUUUGAAAUACCAUUUACCUGAUUUACCUUGUUUACAAUACCAGCAUCAGAAACAAUGUACUAAUCAUGUUAACUGUCAUUACCACUGUUCUGUAGCACCUCAUAGUCCAGAACAUUUUGCCAAGGUGUGAGGUUUACUACUCCCUUUCACUGAAGAGUAAAAAGUUAAGAAAUAUCUUAUGAUGAAAUUGUGGGAAGAGCAACAGUGGCCUCUACAAGUCUGAACUUGAACUUUUAGCUAAAUAAGGCAUUAAUGUUUUGUGGGAAGGAGCUGACAAGAAAGAGCCAUACUUUUAUAUUCCAGGUAUUUUAAACACUUUAAAUACAUCAGUUUUCUUCAAAGACACUAGAAUUAUCAAACCUGAUCUUAAUGAAAGUGAUGCUCGUAGCAAGCACCUACCACAUAUUGAAAAAACUGAAGACUGGAAAGAACAGACAAACGUUCUUUACCUUGCAUUGUGGCGAGUUACUUUUCGUUUGCACAAUCACACUUAUAGAACAGCUAAUGUGGAGUAUUACACAGAUGCAUCUCAAUACAUUAGAAUAUAAUUAAAAAGUUUAUUUAUUUUGGUAAUUCAAUGCAAAAAGAAGCAUACAGAUUUGUAUUUUAAGUGUUUAUUUCUGUUAAUUUUGAUGAUUAUAGCUUACAGCUAAUGAAAUCAGUUUUUAGCAGAUUCCAAAAUUACCAAGGAGCAGUAAAAAAGUGUUUGAAAACAGAAAUGUCAGCCUACUGAAUUGUAUGACCAUGUGCUGUACAGUACAUGCAUUCAAUAGUUGGUAGGGGCUCCUUUUGCAUUAAUUGUUGCAUCAUAGUGAUGUGGCAUAGAUAAUAUCUGACUGGGGCUCUGCUUAAAGAUUGUUAAGGAAGUCUUGAUUGCUCUAAUAGAAGCCUUGAACUUGACUGCAUUGUUGGAUUUGGUGACCCAUACGUUUUCUGCUUAGCUUAAGUAAGGUCCUUCUGUGGACAUUCCUUCACUAUCCUCUUCAGGCUGCUGUUAUCCCUGUUGUUUUGUUCACUUUUAAUCACCAAACCUUUUUCUUCCACUCAACAUUCCAAUAAUAUCUUUGGAUACUGCACUCUGCUUUAGCUGAACAAUUUUCAGUCAAUCAGCAGUUUUCUCCAUAAUAAUGUCAUGCAUUACAUGACUAUUUUGUAUGAAACUUUUUUUACUUGAUCUUGAUGAAUUGAUAAAAGCAAUUUCCUGAGAAACUGAAUCUUGGGAUUUUAUUAGCUUUAAGCCAUAAUAAUAUAAAUUAUUCAAAAUAAAUGCUUGAACUGUAUGACUAUAUGUGGGUAAUAGGUAUACAUAAUGUGCACGUUUACCUUUUUCAACUGAAUUGCUAGAAUAAAUAACCUUUUUGAUAAUAGCUUAAUUUAUUGAGGUGCAUCUGUGUGUCUGAAACAGUCCUGAAGUGUCCCUGAAAAGAACAUUUUUCAUCUGAUGGGUCUCUGCAUAAAACCAUACUGGUAGAAAAGCAAAGUAAAGAAAGUAGAUGGGUAGAAACAGCAAGCAGUGCUCUGUGUGGAAUUAUUUUAGAGAUGUAAAAAAAGGUUUACACUGUACAUAACAUUAUCCAGAUUUUUUAGCGACAAUAUAUAACCCGAAUGUAGUGUUGAUACUUUUCAUUUAGAAAUAAGAUUGUUGUAAACUAUUUGUUUGAAAUAACAUCAAUCCAAGACAGACUGACUUGCUGCAGUAAUAAUUUUUAAAAACAUUGAAAUCUUAAUCAAUUUAAUGAUCUCAUAUAUUUGUUACAGAGUCAAGUUUAACCUGCAGUAAAACAACAGGUUCUUAAUGUUUUUGUCAUUUUAAAACAUUUGUUCUGGAAAACAUCUCAUUUGUGUUUAAAACAACAUGUUUACUUUUCUUUGACUUCAUUUGUAAUGGUAAUUAAUCAGUCUGAGGACCAUGUCGAUGAUUGAUGUCGGUAAAAUAUUUCUUUUUUUUUUCUUUUUAAAAAAUCUAAUAUGUGAAUACUAAAAAACUGCUUGUAGAUUUUUGUAUAGACGGUAUUACAUAAUUACAUCACAUUUUAAUAUUUUACUCCUGUAUAGACAAUAUACUCCUGGCGAUAUUUUACAGCAUUGACGUGUGCUUUAGUAGAUAGAUACAAUAUUGUACCAUUGUAUAAGCUGUGUAUUGUAGUUUUUGCAAGGUUAAUGCACUGAGUUGUUCCUUCAUGUGAGUGAUCUGAUUGUAAUUUGAAAACAUUGACUUUGGGAGUGGUUUAGGGCGAAAUGACGCGCAGUAACAAGUCAGAGAUCCGUUUUUAUCUUGAAAUGUUUCCAAUCUGCAUGAAAUCCUGUUUAUACUAUGUGUGGCAUUUAUCUUUGAUACUUUCAGAAAGACUAAGAGGCUAGACAACACCCUCAAUUAUGUUUUUGACAGAUUCACAUGUGCACUAAUGCCUUGUCUAUCAGAUCUUUAAUUUAUGUUCUACAAAUAUUCCUGCUCCUGUGUUACACUCAGCUUUCUGUCACAGUGUUGAGACUAGCUUUACCAAUUGUUGCUGUAGCUCUGGUCCCAGUGCUCAGACUGCUGUCCAAAUGUUUCAUUGAAAUAAAAUAAUCCUUUAAAAUGUG